Molecule: messenger RNA, 1043 nt
Organism: Diabrotica virgifera virgifera (western corn rootworm)
Lineage: Eukaryota; Metazoa; Arthropoda; Insecta; Coleoptera; Chrysomelidae
Product: fork head domain-containing protein FD2-like
Exons: 4
Coding region: 187-858 (223 amino acids)
Biological process (GO): anatomical structure morphogenesis; cell differentiation; regulation of transcription by RNA polymerase II
Molecular function (GO): RNA polymerase II cis-regulatory region sequence-specific DNA binding; DNA-binding transcription factor activity, RNA polymerase II-specific
Source: RefSeq, a predicted model, not a curated record
GUCGCUUUUCUUUCAGUUUUUCAGUUUCAGCUUUAAUGAGAGCGUAUGAAGAUUUCCCGAAGAUAGUAGAAUCCUGUAAAUACGAUCAGUGUUGUGUGUUUUGUUUGUGUACCUACUUAGUGAAAAAGAAAAAUAUAUACCAGAGCAGAAACUAGAGAUUAAAUGUGAACUUGGUCCAAUGUCAAAAUGUUCCCGCUACCCCAACUGGACCCGUGUUCCUGCAUUGACCAUUACAACGAGUGCGUGACACAGAAUCCAUUCUUGGCCCAAAGACUCUUUAACCCUUAUUUUCCUCAGUUUUGGCUGCCGUUUCCCAUUAAGAUAACCCAGCCCCGUCCAGAAAAGCCGCCGUAUUCCUAUAUUGCCCUUAUUGCGAUGGCCAUAUCGUCGUCACCAAAGCAAAGACUCACCCUUAGCGGAAUUUAUAGAUUCAUCAUGGAGAAUUUCCCAUACUACAGAGAAAACAAGCAAGGCUGGCAGAAUUCUAUAAGACAUAACCUGAGUUUAAAUGACUGUUUUGUGAAAGUGCCCAGAGAUAAGGUGUCACCUGGGGGUUGUGAGCAGGCCGGAGCUGCUGGAGCAGGGGGGAAGGGUAGUUAUUGGAUGUUGGAUCCGAAAGCGGCGAAUAUGUUCGAAAAAGGAAAUUAUCGGCGAAGGAAAACGAGACGACAAAGGAUUGCCGAAUGUACAAGUUUAUAUCAGGAACAAGCGCUACCUUUAGUUUCCAAAUCCCACCACCUUCAAACCAACGUCGAACUCGAGGAAAGCAAUGCGGAAUCAACUCGAAGUAAAAAUUCCAGCCUAUUUACUAUAGAAAAUCUAAUCAAAACUAAUGAUUCCAGAAACAGAACUACUUAAAUAAAUACCCACCGACUUUUGUAUGUUUGUCUAAAAGUUAUCAAAUUAUUGUGAUUUCUUUUAUUUAUAUUUACUAUCAAACGAUUCAAAAUAAACAGAAAUUUUAUAGCGAAUCUCCCGAUGUUUAUAAGUUUUAAAGUUAAAAUAAAUAAUUGUUUAUAACUGUUAUAGAGAUGUAAGUAAUA